AUGGCAGACCCCACAUUUACUCAUGUCCUCAGGGACUCGCGUGCCGCCAUUCGAGCCUACGAAAGCGGCAACGAAAGCGACCUGGCCAUGGGCCCGUUUUUUCCGGCCUCAGAGCGUCUCGAGAUCGCCAAGCCUUCGACAGUCUUUUACAUGGAGGAACUGCGAAUCCUGGCCGGUCGCAAGACCGCGCAAGAGAGCAGCGUCUUUGGAUAUAUCAUGGCUUUUGACUGGAUGGUGUGGAUGUUCCUGAGCGUAGCUUUAGUUAUCGUGUCCGUUGUGACUGCUUUGCUCAAUCACGUGCAAGCCGGCAUGUCCCAUAAGAAAACUGAUUUCGUGAGGAGUAUGGGCGAUGCCACGUGGAUGUACGUGGAGAACCUUUUCCUUGAAGCAACGGCGGAGCCUCCUCAGCGUGGUGGUCAGCGCCUCCUGAGUGCCGUCUGGUGGCUGGCCACACUGGUGCUGAUGAAUGCCUUCUGUGGGCACAUGCGUGCUUGCCUCAUGAUCAAGUCCGAGGUGGAGAAGAUCGAGAGCGCCGAAGACCUCAUACGUCGGCCACAUACAGUGCCCCAUAUGUGGCGGGGAACGUCGUAUGUUGCCACCGUAGCAAACUCGACAAAUCCCGCGCUGCGCAAACUCGGCCGCAUCGUCGAGGACCGGGCCACCGCUGUUCCCGUGCCGGUGCUCUACGGCAGGCCCCUGCUGGAGAAAGUGGCCCAGGGCCGGGCGGCCAUAAUCAGCGACGCCACUUCGCUCACCUUCCAGGUGUCGUCCAAGUGCCAGGAUUUUGUGGGCGCCGAGUAUUACUUGGCGCGCGAGGGGCUGGUGUCCCAUCCGCUCAACAGCUUCGCUCGGAAGGACAUAGAUCCGGAACUGUUCGACAACAUUAACAAAGUCAUUCGGCGACUUCUGGAAGCUGGUCUGGUCAACUACUGGUGGGGCCUUGCCAUGGGCGAAAUUGGCCGCUGCGGAGGAAGCUCUUCGUCUUCGGGUGCCGAGCAGGUGUCGACGCUGAGUUUCGACGACUUGAUGGGCGUGUUUGUGCUGUGGCUCGCAUGCGUCGCUGCCUCCUCCCUCGUAUUCCUAGCCGAGACCAGCGUACCGGGCACGAUGAACCGCACAGCACCGAAGCUUGCCGCCACCGGGUGGCGCCGGCGACAAAUUAGGCUGCUUCCGCGAUCCCGCAAGGUCUUAUAA
Messenger RNA from Dermacentor andersoni, 1194 nucleotides. The record is from RefSeq and is a predicted model, not a curated record. NCBI's taxonomy places the organism in Eukaryota, Metazoa, Arthropoda, Arachnida, Ixodida, Ixodidae.